AUGGAUUCUGAAGAUAAUCCUUUUUCUUCUGCUCCCAGACGUCCACCAAUCCGUACUAUCAUCAAAGAAACCAUUAUUCUUGCUAAAUUUCUGCCGAAUCGUAUCGAACAUAUCGACUCUACUAGAAGACCAAAUAACGGCGUUUCGUUUCGCAGUAAAAUAAUCCUGAAUCACGUCUACAACACCAUGAUCUAUUAUUCUCACAUUCCUCGUCUCACCGGAGAUAAUUUCGAUUUCUUGGUUCGAUACUUGGGAGAGGAAAGUAGCAAAGUAAAAAGCUAUCUCGAGAACAAACGGAACAGAACUCCAGUGUCUGAUAGAAAUCUCCGAGAUCCAAAUCUUCUGAAAUCGAGAAACUCUCGUGAAGACAUUUCGCGAAUUGUCCACAGAGCUAUCAAUAUGUUUUCUGGAAGUGAUUACAGACGACUCUUCAACUACAUCCACCAUCAUAUCCAAGAAUACGGAGGUUUCAUCAACACCGAAGACGCUUUGAAGCUGAGUGAGCACACUGGAAAAUCUAGAAAAAAGAUAAGCUCUUACUUCUCACGUGUUCGAAACUUGCUGCCGACGAAGAGUCCAUCAACGAAGUCAUCUGGAUCUAUUGAACAAGUGGAAUCAAAUGAAGAUUCUGAAGAUGACUUGGCACCGGUGGUAGAGGAAACUAUUGGAAGAAUUGAGGAGACUAUCAAUGAUGUUGUGAAUAACACAUCGAUAACCACUUACUUAUGCCUCCAAUGA
Molecule: messenger RNA, 738 nt
Organism: Caenorhabditis remanei
Lineage: Eukaryota; Metazoa; Nematoda; Chromadorea; Rhabditida; Rhabditidae
Exons: 4
Coding region: 1-738 (245 amino acids)
Source: RefSeq, a predicted model, not a curated record